CUUUUAAUCGGGGGCGCGGACGUGCGCGUCCCCGCGGAGUCUUUGUGUGGCGGCGUAGAGAAGCGCAAAUACAAUAACCAUGGCCGACGAGAAACCCAAGGAGGGUGUAAAGACAGAGAACAAUGACCACAUCAACCUGAAGGUGGCGGGGCAGGACGGCUCGGUGGUCCAGUUUAAAAUCAAGAGACACACACCCCUCAGCAAACUCAUGAAGGCAUACUGUGAGAGACAGGGAUUGACGAUGAGGCAGAUCCGAUUCCGGUUUGACGGACAGCCCAUCAACGAAACAGACACGCCCGCACAGUUGGAAAUGGAGGAUGAAGACACAAUUGAUGUUUUCCAGCAACAGACAGGAGGACACAACUAACCCGGACCGUCACCAAACCCUUCCUCAUCCUCGCUCUGCCUGGUUUUCCCACACCCCUCUCCUCUCAUGGUUAUCUGUAACUGCUGUUGUAUAGUGUUUCAGUUCACCACUUUCUCUUUGUUUUGUACAUAAAGGAUUCCUGCUACAGUAAUGAUUACAUUGGUAUUGUUUAUUGCAGGAAUAUCUGACAUGUCAAGCCCAGAGUUUUGAAACUAGUGAUCGCUAAUGAUAAGAGAACACGUUUAACGCCCCAUCUCAUGGACAUCGUCAUCUGUGUACAGACCAACAGAUACAUAUUUCCCCAUCAGUGAUCAUAGUCAAGAGAUUAUCAGCCAUGUAUUUGGGUUUAGAAGUCGUUCUCUGUAUCUGAACCCAACAUCUGGUUCAAAUAUAAGCACCCAGAGGCUUUUUCAAGGGUAGAGCUGUAAAGAAACCUUCUGCUCUGUUACACAUUAUGCAGACUAACCUGCAGUUUAAAUGGGUUUUCUGUUGUCUGCUCAAACAAAUUGUUUUUAAGACUUUUUUUUUUUUUUAUAAUUGUAGUGGUCAUGUAUAGUGUGACACUGGUCUUAAACACGCAUUAACUCGACUGCGUUUGAGUGAAUUCAUGUUUUGGACAAGUCAAGCAUCUGUCUGUAUUGUUUAAUCUCUUGUUAAAAUAAAAUAUUCUGUUUAUAUCAAACUGUAAA
Xyrauchen texanus (razorback sucker) is the source of this 1056-nucleotide messenger RNA. RefSeq names its product small ubiquitin-related modifier 2. The record is from RefSeq and is a predicted model, not a curated record. The transcript has 4 exons. Gene Ontology annotation, biological process: protein sumoylation. The coding region runs from base 80 to 367 and encodes 95 amino acids. Gene Ontology annotation, molecular function: protein tag activity; ubiquitin-like protein ligase binding. Gene Ontology annotation, cellular component: nucleus. NCBI's taxonomy places the organism in Eukaryota, Metazoa, Chordata, Actinopteri, Cypriniformes, Catostomidae.